UUUUACUAUGUUCUCUUUAAUUUCACAACAAUAUAUUAUUUUUGUCUCUUGCAAUAAUCUAGUAAUAAACAAUCCCACUUUAUGAAAUAUCAGAUUUGUGAUUGUCUAAAUCAAAAUUUAUUUCACUAGGCGUUGACAAAAGUCAAUAAAAGAAAGAGCAAAAAUAGCUAGACCGGAUGAAGAAUAUUCCUCUGGGAGGGGAAUAUUCCACCAAAUUAAUGGGCUAAAAAGAAGCCCAUAUAACAUAAUAAAACCCCCAAAUUUGGGCCUAAAAUUACCAAUUUGGUUCGAAGAAGCCCCUUUCUUCAUUCCAAUUUCCAUCUCCUCCCGACGGUGUAAACGACGACGAACAGUAUCUGCGAAACAAGGCACGCCUCUCUCUCUCUCUCUCUCGAAAAUUUAUUUGAAAUUAGGGUUCAAUUCUGCUAAUUAGUGGCGGAAAUUCGAACAAUCUUCCUGCAGUUUUGUUUCAGAACUGAUAAACGAAUUCGGAUUUCGUUGAUUUUUAAGUUACCAGCUUGCUUGUUUAGCCAAAAGUGCAAUUGUAAUACCGAUUUUGCACCGAUUAUGUUUGCAUUCGGGAGUCGGGACCUUGUUUAACUGUGUAAGAGUUUUGAAAAAAAAUUGCUUCUGAAAUUGUCGUUAUCUUCUGGAAAAUUCACCGCUUCAGCAUAUAAUGAUGUUUCUCAACCGAUAGGAUAUAUUUUUUUUUUACCAUGGAGGGAUCAGACUCAGAGGGCAAACAAGAAGAGAAUGGCAACAACAGAAAUUGGGAUGAACUAUUACAUCUCUUUGCUGACGUAAUUGCGGGUGAUGACGAUUCACUCAAAGUUCAAGCGCUGAUCAAACUUGCAAAGAUGACAAGAUAUGCCCAUGAAGAUAUUUUGUCACGUGCUGUGCCGAUUUUGUUGAAUCUUCUUGAAAGUCCGCCGAGUGACCACCGAGUAGUGAUUCAAGAAGCCUCUGCUCAUUGUUUGAAAUGCAUUGCUGCCCAAGGCGAAGGCACAUUAGCCAAUUUCAUCGGCCAAUUGGGCGCUGUUCCCAUCAUUUUGAGACUGUUACCGGAUUCAGUAGAGGGUUUGCAGAGGGCAAUUUUGAAAUGCCUUCGAAAUCUCGUGUCAUUUUGGUUCCCAAAUCGCUUGAUUCUAGCUAGCAACAGCGGCCUCGAGAUUGUUCUUGCCAUGCUGAGUUCAUGCUCUGACGAUUCGAAGUUGAUUAUAUUGGAAAUUGUAAGCGCGCUGUCUCUUUUACGAGAGGUUCGCAAGUCUCUCUGGACUUCUAGAAGAGUCCACCAUCUCGUGGAAGCUGCUAGAUGUGGCCGCCUGGUGUCAAAAACUAGAGCCGCUCAGGCAAUUGGCUUGCUCGGAUUGAUCAAGAGAGCGCGUCGGAGCCUUGUGGACGCCGGUGCUGUGGUGGCACUUAUGGAUUUACUCAAGUUUGGAGAUUGUAAUGUGAAAUUGAUAGCUGCUAAUGCACUCGGUGUGAUUUCUUCACAUGUUGAUCACAUUAGGCCGAUUGCUCGAGCAGGGGUUAUUCCUUUGUAUGCGGAGCUACUUCAAGGCUCCGAUCAUAUUGGCAAGGAAAUAGCCGAGGAUGUGUUUUGUGUGCUGGCUGUUUACGAGGAAAAUGCAGUGGAUAUUGUCGAACAGCUGGUUGAAAUUCUUGGAGGAGACAGUGUGGGAGCAAAAGCUGCAGCUGCGGAUGUUAUAUGGGAUCUCUCGAGUUAUAAGUACUCGUUUCCUGUACUGAAGAACUCGGGUGCUAUUCCGAUUCUAGUUGGGCUUUUGAGUGAUGAGAAUGUUGAGGUUAGAGAGAGAGUUGUGGGAGCUGUUGCUCAGUUGAGUUUCAACGAGGUUGAUCGAGAGGUUCUUGCUGGCUGUGGUGCGAUUCCGCUUUUGAUUGGUAUGCUGGAGGAUGAGUUGGAUGAGCUGAGAGAUAAUGCUGCAGAAGCGCUUGUUUAUUUCUCGUUGGACCCUUUGCAUGGAGAUCGCGUAUCCUGUGUUUUGGAGCAUCCUUGUUUCUGGAAUAUGUUUGAUAGAGUAAUGCAAUUGCGUGCCUCUGAUGAACACGUGGAUGUGUCUUUGUGGCAGACGGAUGUAGAGCAACUUAUCUGAUGAAAAUCUUAAUGCCUCUUUAUAAGUUACAGAUGAAUACAGAGCAAUUCACUUUGGCGGACAAUGGCCUUUCUUUGCUUUUAAUUUAGUCUCACACCCUGUAGAUACAUUAAUCGCUCGUUUCUAAACAUUGUUAUUGGUGAAGUUCUUUGGAUUGGAUGGAAGUAUUGCUGAAUUUCUUGAUAUGGUAAAUUAAUAUACCGACCUUAUUGCUGUAAAUGUUGUUUUUUAUUUUAAUAAUACAUAGGAUUCUGGA
Messenger RNA from Erythranthe guttata (spotted monkey flower), 2370 nucleotides. The record is from RefSeq and is a predicted model, not a curated record. NCBI's taxonomy places the organism in Eukaryota, Viridiplantae, Streptophyta, Magnoliopsida, Lamiales, Phrymaceae.